Molecule: messenger RNA, 3549 nt
Organism: Bufo bufo (common toad)
Lineage: Eukaryota; Metazoa; Chordata; Amphibia; Anura; Bufonidae
Gene: BBS1
Product: Bardet-Biedl syndrome 1
Exons: 18
Coding region: 163-1923 (586 amino acids)
Biological process (GO): non-motile cilium assembly; protein localization to cilium
Cellular component (GO): axoneme; BBSome; centrosome
Molecular function (GO): patched binding; smoothened binding
Source: RefSeq, a predicted model, not a curated record
GCAGUGUAGCGUGUCAGUUGCCGUGACAACGGUAAAGCAGUCUGUUGGGCGUGUGGUCACAGAGGCCUGGACGAUUCUCUCAAGUAGCAGAGACGGGCUUAGUACGUGCGUGUGAACAUAACGCUGUGAGGAGGGAGCUCUGAGCUGGAGACAAGUGGAGCCAUGUUAUCUUCGUCAGACAACAGCCGGGAGGGUGAGGCUUCAAAAUGGCUGGAUGCGCAUUAUGAUCCUGUUGCUGGUCUAAAUACCUUCUCCUCCUGUAUUGCUCUCGCUGAUUUACAUGGGGACGGUGAUUUUAAGAUGGUGGCUGGUGACAUUGGCAGUGGGCCAUAUAACAUGAAGCUGAAAGUGUAUAAGGGCACAAGUCUCAUGUCUGAAAAUGCGUUGCUUGACAUGCCAACUGGUGUUGUAGCCUUCUUGAUGGAUCAGAAUGAACCACGUACGCCGGCUGUGGCUGUGGCCUCUGGACCAUUCAUAUAUGUGUACAAGAAUUUGAGACCUUACUUCAAAUUUACUUUGCCAGCACUUGAAGUCAACCCCCUGGAGAGGGAAGUUUGGGAUCAAGCUAAAGAGGACAAAAUUGACCCUAUGACACUGAAAGAGAUGUUGGAUGGAAUCAGAGAAAAAGCUGAAAUUCCUCUGUCGGUCAGGUCACUUCGAUUCCUUAUGCUGGAUCAACUGGAGAUGGAGGCUUUUGUGAAUACGUAUAAACAGUUGCCACUGAAACGCCAGACUGUGAUCACAUGUAUGGGAACUCUGAAGAAGAACAUGGCAGAUGAAGAUGCUGUGUGCUGCCUUGUCAUAGGUACAGAAAGUGGAGAAAUAUAUAUACUGGAUCCAGAAGCAUUUACUAUUUUGACCCGGGUUGGUCUUCCCAGCAUCCCGGCUCUUCUGGAUGUAAAUGGACAGUAUGAUAUAGAAUACCGCAUUACUGUUGCAUGCCGCAAUGGUAAUGUAUACAUUCUCCGCAGAGUUUCAAAGCAUCCUAAAUAUUGCAUUGAGUUGAGUACUCAGGUGGUGGGAAUCGUCCGUGUCCAGAAGAAUAUCAUAAUUGGGACCUCCCAGGAGACUUUGCUUGGAUACUCCCAAAAGGGGAAGCAGCUUUGGGCAGUUACUUUACCUGCCUCCAUUAUGACGAUGGCUUUAUUGGAACAGAAGUCACGUAGCAUCCAAGCUGUUCUGGUGGGAUUAAAGAAUCUGGAAGUGCACCUGUACAGAGAUAAGAAUUUGCUGAGUGUUUUUUCAACCCCAGACAUUGUAACCAGUAUUUGCUUUGGAAGAUAUGGAAGAGAGGAUGAUACUCUGAUUAUGACCACAAGAGGAGGGGGUCUUAUUAUCAAGAUACUGAAGAGGAUGGCUCACUUUGAAGAUAAGGAUACAACUCCGGGCCCCCCUACUGGACAAAGCAUUAAGCUCAAUGUACCUAAGAAAACCAAACUUUAUGUCGACCAGACCCUUCGUGAGAGAGAGAAUGCAGUGGCGAUGCAUCGUGUUUUCCAAAUGGAUCUGUACCGUCUCCGUCUUAGUGCAGCCCGAGCUUAUGUUAAGGCCCUGGAUGCCAGCCUCACCCCAGUAUCCUCAACAAUCCAGGAAUCUCUUACUCUAAAUGCUGCUGUACAGGGAAUUGGUCCUCGGUUCAAGCUAAUACUGAAUUUACAGAACACUUCAGUGAACCGACCUUCCAUGCAACUGCUUAUUAGUUUCCUAUAUGAUGAACAACUUUACCAGCUCAGACAAGCAUUCUUUAAGGUUCCAUUGCUGGUUCCUGGCUUGAACUAUCCUAUCGAGACAUAUGUUGAUUGUUGCACUGAUAAAGGGAUCUCUGAUAUAAUUAAGGUUUUUGUCCUGAGAGAGGGAAAAAGUACGCCGUUACUUACAGCACACAUCAACAUGCCAGUUAGUGAAGGCCUAGUGGCUGGUUGAAGUUGUCUACAGAGCUAAAUUCAUCAUCUAAAGAGCUUGUAUAAAAGAAAAUAAGACCGAGUAACAAAGGAUUGCAUCCUUCUAGGACUAUAGUUCUAGUUAUGGAUUCUUAAGAAACUGCACUUUUCAAAUGUCCCAUUCCCAGAUGUAAUUAUUCUGAAACCAAAUUAAGGUCAUUGAAGUACAAUGUACAAUGAUGGGUAGCAGUCAGGCACGUGUUAAAGAUAACCUGUAACCCAAAAAUGCAGUGCAUGUUAUAAAGCAGGAGGAUCUGAGUAGAUUGUUUUAUAGUUUUGUAAAAAUAGAUUCAACAAAACUUGUAAUUUAUUCAUUUAAACCUGUGCUCUUUCUGAACUUAAAGGAGAUUUCCACGAUUACUAUGCUUUUUAACAGAUAUGCUCAUGUAGAUGCCUACCUUAUUUCCCCUGCUUUUUUUUUUCCCAAUUUGGACUUUCCUGACCCGCUUUCACCUUGUCCCUGUCCACAUCUAUCAGUGACUGACAGCCAUCUCUGUAUCAGUUGCUCGUUAAGUGGAGGUGAAGUGGUGUAUUUACAUGCAAUGAUCACCUCCCCAGUAUAAGCUAUUGCAUUUGCUCUUCCUCAUACAACUGCAUUGUUUCUGGACAGCAGAACGCUGUAUAGACACCGUGAUCUGCUGUCCAGAAAUGAUCAUUUAGAUGCCUGCACGAACGACCGUUUCAUCCGAUGAACGCGUGUUUUGCUGCACCUUUAGACAGGCAGAUUGUUGGGAACAAGCGUUCGCAGCAACGUUCAAUCCUGAUAAUCUGCCCAAUUAUCUGGAUGUGUAAAUCCAUGUUAAGUUAUAUUUAGAUGAGCAGAUAAUUGUUACAGUUCGAUUGUUAACAAUGUUAUCUUUGCAUGAAAAUGCUUGAUCUGUCAUUGGCUUUAAAUUGCUAAAUGCAAUGGUGUCACUAACGAUUAUCCAAUCAUUACAAUCUGUCCACUAGAAGUCCCUUUACAAAGGAGGAUACAGCAGCAUAUUGUCGGGAAGGAAACGUUUGCUUGCUCCUCCUACAUUUACUGUACAUUCAGCGGUCUCCUUCACAGUAUGGGGAGUCCAAUCACUAAUGCCAUCGCUCUUCCCUAUACAGACUCGUUGUUUUCUGGCACUAGAGGCUGUUUACACAGCACGAUCUGCUGCAAGUAAACAACGAUUUUUGUGUCCACAUGAAUGAUCUAUUACCCUAUGGAAGAGUGUUUUGCUUUUUCAGCGGCACUCCUAUGAACGCUCGUUAGAGAUUAUCUUGCAGAUUCUCAGCCUGUGUAAAGGGCCCUUAAUGAUUCAUGUUCCACGAUAAUGGAGUAUUGUAAAUGUAUGUAGCAACUGAACAAUUAUAGUGAAAAUGCUCAUUUAAUGCUUGUAAAAAAAUGUUUUUGCAAAAAUGCUUAUUGUUAUUGAAUCGUGAAAUGAAAAGGUACAUUGUGUGAUCUUUUGGUGACGUGAAUGGGGUAAAACAAACCUGUUUUCUUUAAAUAUUUGCUGUCUAAAUACAGUGAAUGAUUCUCAAUUAAGCAAGUAAAUUAUUGCAUGUGAACUAAUGUGUACACAAUAAUCUUUAUACAGUUUAGUCCAUACAAAUACAGCUCACUACAAAUGAGUCCUGU